Messenger RNA from Serendipita indica DSM 11827, 900 nucleotides. The record is from the annotation of a GenBank genome assembly. Lineage: Eukaryota; Fungi; Basidiomycota; Agaricomycetes; Sebacinales; Serendipitaceae.
AUGGCAGAUGGUCGAGCCGCGCUUCGUGCAGAUGGCUUUCACCGGCUCACACCUUUUCUAAGUCUUCACUUCGAGGCAAAGCGUCUUGCAUUGGCCAUGACGAUUUGGAUGUUCUAUGAUCUAAUCAUUACUUUACCUCAGAACAUUGGAUAUAUCCGCCCGGAAACGUGGACCCUGGGUAGAUCCCUCUUCGUUCUCAACCGAUUUCUGGUUCCUAUUUUAAUGCUUCUAAACGCAGUGUCACUGAUGAUCCCGGAACCCUCGAACGCAUGUGACCUCUUGAUCGAUACAAAACACUCAUUACCGUAUAGCUGCUCGUUUGUCCCGUGGUUAAUGACAUUGGGUAACUGGCUAGUUACGGUCUGUCUUGGAGCAUUACUCCUCGCCCGCGUUCAUGCUUUAUGGAUGCAGCGGUGGAUCUUGGUCGCUUUGAUUGCAUUCUUCGUCCUCGUCUUUUGCGGCAACUUUGUCUUUCUCGCGUUUGUGGCAUCGAAAAGUGUCGGCCUACCGAACCCCUUUCCCCGACCUUUCACAGGAUGCAUAUGGUUCCCCAUGUCCCGCUUUCUGUGGGUGACCUUUGUAACAUCUGGCUCGUUUGAGACAAUCUGUGUGAUCCUGACGGCAUGGAAGACAUGGAAACCGCAGAAUAAGAAAGAAAGCCCGACCUUGUAUCUCCUGUUUCACGAUGGAAUUCUUUACUACAUGUGUAUCAUUUCGCUCAAAGCAUUUACCCUCGUUUCAGCAUUUUUCCCUUCGACUCGGGCAUUCGCAUCCUCCAACAAUGACGAGCAUGCUCUGCUCUCAGAUCCAUAUCCGGCUGCAGCACUGCGUCCAACGGCGCGUCAGUCCAAUGCAGGUGUCCGAUUCAGUGCGGUUUGGAUCGACUGUAGGGCCGACUAA